Messenger RNA from Alligator sinensis (Chinese alligator), 4725 nucleotides. It is a transcript of the gene RIC3, whose product is annotated as RIC3 acetylcholine receptor chaperone. The transcript is spliced from 6 exons. The record is from RefSeq and is a predicted model, not a curated record. Lineage: Eukaryota; Metazoa; Chordata; Crocodylia; Alligatoridae. Gene Ontology annotation, cellular component: neuron projection; neuronal cell body; intracellular membrane-bounded organelle. The coding region runs from base 102 to 938 and encodes 278 amino acids. Gene Ontology annotation, biological process: synaptic transmission, cholinergic; protein localization to cell surface.
GCGACAGGCGGAUCGCGGAGCCCAUCGCUGCCCCGAGCCCCGCCGGGAGGAAGCAGGUCGGCGCUGGUCCGGCACCAGGGAAAACAGACCGGUUUCCACCAAUGAUGCCUCACCAGGUAGCCCCAGAUGGCAGGUCUGGAGGCCAUUUUCCAAGGUCUCAUCUUGCAGAAGCAGUUGCCAAGGCCAAGGCAAGUGGGGGUGGAGGAGGAGGCGGCGGCGGCAGCAGCAGCGGAAGAGGCCUGGUGGGACAGAUCAUACCUAUUUAUGGAUUUGGAAUCUUUCUAUACAUCUUGUAUAUUCUGUUUAAGCUCUCUUCCAAGGGAAAAACCACUACAGGGGAGCGGAAAUGUCCUUCUACUAUACCUGGAAACAUGAAUAGGAAAAUCACUGAUUAUGAACUCACCCAACUACAAGAAAAAUUGAGAGAAACUGAGGAAGCCAUGGAAAAAUUAAUCAACAGAGUAGGAUCUAAUUGUGACAGUGGGGCCCAAAAUGUUGUGACAGACCAGGAAAAAAGAUUACUUCAGCAACUACGAGAGAUCACUAGAGUCAUGAAAGAAGGCAAACUCAUUGAUGGCAUCUCCCCAGAGAAAGAAGCUGAAGAAGCUCCUUAUAUGGAAGACUGGGAAGGGAGGGACAGCCAUGAGACAGGACAGAAAGAGGAUGAGCAGCCCAGCUUCAGCGACACGGGUGGUGUCCUUCAUCCUAGCCAUAACUUUGAGACGUGCUAUUGUUGUCACUGUGAGGAGGAUGAUCCUGCUGUCGUAGCAGAGAAUGCCGGGUUCCACUCUGACACCUGCAGCGAGGCAGAAGAGCCAACCAAAGAGAACCUGGCUGUAGAAUCUGACAGUGAAAAUGCAGCAGUAAAAAUCCAAGCUGGCAGGGAGUCAAGUGAAGCUGGUGCACUGAGGAAGCGAAACACAAAAGUACAUGAAUGAUGGAAACCGUGUGUGGUCAUUAUAGUAAUGGUGACAUCCCACAACAUCCCACACAUUGUCAAAUGUAUGCUCUUUGUUCGUGACCCAGACUUCCUUCCCUUUCCACUUUCAGCACUUCAGAUUAAUUUCAGUUAGGUAACGACUGUACCAGCACCUACCUGACUUGGAAGGUAAUGACUUCUUUCAUUCAGUGUCUUCCUUCCUUGUUAUUCCCCUGCCAGCAGCCGGUGCUCCUUGCUUGCAAGAGACUGCAACAUGUUUGAGCAGAGUUUCUCUCUUCAGAUAUUCACACAUUCUCUCUACUUUCUGAUUGCUGCCUCUUAAUAACACCCUCUCCUCUGAAAUACUAGCUUUGCCACAGGAUCCUGAUGGUCAGCACUGGGAAGGACUUCCUGCCCCGGAGUCCAGCCUCCCUGACUAGUUAUGAAAACAAGGCCAUUUGUAUUAGUGUUUUGAUGGGGAGGAAAGCGUUGAGGUUGUACCUGUGUAGCAGUUGUCAAUUCAUCUAAUCACCUAACUGUCAAGGAAUCCAGCAUGAGCUGCAUUGGUGACAAGAUGCUUUUUUGAUCUAGGAAUAACUGCUUCUGUUUCAUCAGUAAAUAUGACACAGCAGGCAUUUUAUUCUUAGACCACUAGGGCACGUCUUGGUCCUAUUUUACUGAAUGCCUGCAUAUACCUAAGUGCAUCUGAGGUGCUGAUAUCACAUGUCUCUUUCAUUUUAAAACCCUCCUAAUUUUUCAGAAAAAAUGUAUUCUGAUGUUUACAUUGAAUAUAUGAUUACAUUUUUGCUAUUUAUGAAAGCUUUCUACUGUGGAAAAAUAGUUCAUUAUAGAAAAAAAGAGAAUAUAUCUGAGACGCUAUUGAAUGCUUUCCCUUUUCUAUUUAGAAUAUCAUUAUUUUGACACUAAACACAUUUGUAGUCAGUUUUACAUUAAACAGUUUCUCCUUUUGUCCCCUCAGUAGCUGUCAUUUUUGCCCCAGCAAUUCCUAGCAGGCUGUUUUGCAAACAAGAUUAUAGGUGUCAAGGGUUUCAAUCUGGCUUUUAAUAAUGGAAAAUGAGGGUUGAAAGUGGCCCAAAAGGCACCGAAGACCCUUUAAACUUUAAUCUUGUCCUCUGUGAAGCGUCUUCCUCCUCAAACCAGUUGCAGUCAUUUCCUCCAAAUUAUAUGCAGUUCUGCUGUUGCCUCAGAGAAUGAAUUGGAAAUAUUGAACAUUCCCACUUCAGCAAAUGAACCUUCAAGAAAAAUUCUUGGAAGAAGAGCUGGCGGUGGCAGGUAAGCUGGUGAUGAGUGCUUUUCUCCUUCAAGUGUGUACAAUAGUAUUGCUCAGGUGAUAAACAUGUUUCCUUUCAGCCUAGAUGGGGCACUUAAUGCUACUUCAGGGCCUACAUUACUGUUGAAAUUUUAUUAAGAAUCCAUAUUGGGAGCAUUGAAGGGGUACUGUAGACAUAAACGUUAAACUUCACAGCAGCUGAGCUGGGAAGACAAAAGGAAUAUUGUGGGAGGGAAGGGAGGGGAUUGUUAGGCCUUGCUGGUAAAUGUUUGCUGUAUUAAAAUAUGAAAAAUAUGACCAAAUGAUUUUUUUAUACUGUAAUUUUCCCUUCUAUUCAUGUAUAUGCAUGGCUGAAUGGAUGGCCCUUAUGUGAAUUAGAUGAUUUAAUGACGUAAUGCCCAUACUUUGUGAGCAGUGCAAACAAUACCCAAACAACCCUCUUGCCAAUUGGAACACAACUUUGGGUUGAAGGAACCAAAAACUGUGUUAUAAUGAGUUUGAUUGAUUUUUAUUCAUUGACUUUAAUGGGGCUGGGACGUCCCUCUUCAAUAGUUUGUCUGUCAGCGUUCCUUGUUGGCACCACAUCAUCUCAGUCACUUACAUACACAUUGGAUGGAAGUCUGUCUUGUAUGACAGGAAUCAAGAAUCCAGUGAAUGUUACUGCUUUGUGUUUUCUUUUGAAGUUUGCCAUUAAUUUUAUAUGCCCGAACUAUUUGGGUUGUUUUCAGGCUAAUAUAUAACAUGGGAAAAUAAAACCUUGUUCCUGGAGCAGAGUAACUGCAACCAGGGAUGUGAUGCCACUAUAUGAAGGCAGCAUUGUGCAGUAAAAUACAUCCUUCUCCUAUUUUCAUGACAGCUUUUUGAAAUUCCUGAUCUUUCAACAUUCAUAUUGAUAAGUAAGCCAUUGGGCAUGGCACACAAGGGAGAACAAGGAAAGGUGGCUUUUUCCUCAGCAUAGCUUACAGCAGGUCAAGUAUAGCUCUAAGGCAGAGGGCAGCAGCCUACAGACUGGAUCCAGCCCGUGGAGCCAUUAAACCAAGCAACAGAGCUGGGGCUUCAGCAGUGGGAGACCUCAGCAGCAUUCAGGAGAGGGGGGGCAGGUGGGGCUUCGCCUGGGGCUUUCAGGGGAGUGGUGGGUGAUAGAGAGCAGUGGCCAGGGCCUAGUGCCAGCCUACCUCACACCCAAACGGCACCUUUCCAGCUUUCUGUUGGAAAACGUUGCUGACCACUGCUCUAAGGUACUCUGACAGUAAUUUACGCGCUAAAACUUCUCCUGCUGAUUUCAGGACAAUGAGGCAUGUCCGCCCUGCCUAUUCCUAUCUCCUAAACAACCAUCACAUGUCUUAUGUAGUCGAAGUGGUCACUAGAAAGCCAACCUUUUUCCACCUUGGGAUUCCCCUUCAUCAGCUUCCACACAGGAGGAGCCUUUGUGGAGCCUUUGUGGAUCCUAUGACCCCAGCUGACUUCCUGCCCUUUGGGCGGGGGGCUGGACUCGAUGAUCUUCCGAGGUCCCUUCCAGCCCUGAUGUCUAUGAAAUCUAUGAAAUCUUAGCUGCUUUAUGAUGUUUAGGAUCUGGCCCAGUCUUCCCAUCUGUGCUUCCAGAAUGAGGUUUCUCUUCCUCCAUAUUUAGUAUCUCUGAAUUAGAGCAGUCAUAGCAGAUGACCUCAAUCACAGCAGAAGCUGUUUCACACUCUCUGCCUCAUAGCAGUCACAUGCCUGCAGUCAAAUGCUCUUACCACAUGUUUGGUUUCUGCUUGCCUAGCUUCAUUGGAACCAACCAACAAGACCCGUGUCUUUAUUUAUAAAACAUUGUGCUACUCUGUUUCAGAAAUAUGUUAAUACCAAAGCUUCAGCCUAGUGCAAGUGCCAUUUCUUUUCCACCUAUGUGCAAUGACAGUGUUCAUUAAAUACUGUGUUACCCCUGCAAAUAAUUAUUGGAGAGACAAAUGGAGCUGAUGAUGACCACUUAUAUGUAUUAAAAUAGGCUAUUUUGCAAAAGCAUCAAGAUCUGCUUGCUAAGGUUAUGUAUGUGAUUUGUCAAAGAUAUUUUUUAUGAAACUGGAUUACCACCAGUUGGCAUUGUUUGUUCCUCUCUGUAAAUGAUAUGGUAUAAUUAAAUCUUCUGAGAAUGAGACAGGAAUCUAACCCUCAUGAAGAAGAGGACAUCAGCUCAGUUCUUGACCACAAACAACAUUUUGGGGCAGUUCAGGGAUGUGCAGACUUCUGGAAUGCUAAGUUUCUGCAAAGCUGUGCUUAUGUAAUUUGGGUUCCUAUUGUUUAUAAGUGUCUGUCAGUGAAAUUCAAAAUGUCCUUUGUGGGUAUUUUUUUUAUUAUUUAUGAUUGAGACUGGCAGCAUAUUUCAAAGCAUAACAAUAUGGAAAUAACCUUAUAUGUAAUGUAAGAGGCAUACGGAUGCCUUAGAUACCUAGCUUAACACUGUAUUUAAUAAGACUAAAAUGUAGCAAGUUGUUUUUGAAUAAUAAAGUCAAACUGCUGGCCAAGUGGUAAACAGAAA